This is a messenger RNA of Hirundo rustica (Barn swallow), 3609 nucleotides long. RefSeq names its product cell division cycle associated 7 (gene CDCA7). Gene Ontology annotation, cellular component: nucleus. The transcript has 12 exons. The record is from RefSeq and is a predicted model, not a curated record. Gene Ontology annotation, biological process: regulation of DNA-templated transcription. The coding region runs from base 684 to 1838 and encodes 384 amino acids. NCBI's taxonomy places the organism in Eukaryota, Metazoa, Chordata, Aves, Passeriformes, Hirundinidae.
CUCUUCAGCUUGUCAGAAACACUGCCUGCUCCCAGCAGCUUAUGCUUUCUAGUGAGGCUGUUUUUAACGAACAUUAUUCUUGCCUGAACAACAACCCAAGUGGAACAACAUUUUUGUUACCACACUUUUAAAGGAAAUUACCGACCCAAAUUGUGGCCAGUGUGGAAAAUUACUAUGACUAAAGCCAACUCUUCUGUGAUCCUAUAAAGAGCAGUCCUAAGUGAGACCCUUUGAGCCCAGCUGGACCUCAGCAGGCUGUGACCAGCACUGCCCCCUGAGUGGGGUCUCUCAGAGCCAGCCAGCUCUCACGUUUGCCAUACUUGGGGGACCACCACCGAUCGCCAACCAUGGAGCCUGCGCUACCCCCUCUCCUCAAGACUCAACCCUUUGCCCAUUGAGAAGAUGCAAAGGCAUCUGAUACCAAAGGUCACAUCUAUUGUUUCUGACAAUGGAGCUAUUGUUGGAGGCCCAUGUUCUUGCUGCUGCUUGAAGCUCCUAACAGUAUUGUGAUUGCAAAGGGCAAGGCAGCCAACUUCUUUGUAAAAUUCUGUUGAACUGCUGCUACCCGAGGAGCAGAGGCGUCACCGCCAGUCUCACUCCUCACGCUGAUCUGCGGAGCCCUGCGCCGAGGUUGUUCAGCAAGGAGAAACUUCGCAGCCUUUCGAAAUACGAAACUGAUUCCCAUGGAAACAUCCUCAUCCUCUGAUGACAGUUGUGACAGUUUUGGUUCUGAUAAUUUUGCAAACACAAAAUGCAAAUUUAGGUCGGAUAUUAAUCAAGAACUGGCAAAAAUUUUUCAUGAAGCCUCUGAUGAUGAAUCUUUCUGUGGCUUUUCAGAAAAUGAGGUUCAAGAUGCAUUGAAAUUGGAAUCGGAUUCAGAUGAGAAUGAUACAAGUGCUGAAAGUGAGGUAGAUCAGAGACGGCAGAAAUGCCCUGUUCCUCUGAAAGUAGCCAUGAAGUUUCCACCUCGAAGAUCAGAGAGAAGGAAGGGUGGGAUGGAACCUGUCCCUGAAACACCAAUGCCUGCUCCAGAUUCAGAUUCUGACACUGAAGAAAAUGGUGCUAUGUUUUUAGAAAAAAGGGCUUUAAACAUAAAGGAAAACAAAGCAAUGCUUGCAAAACUAAUGGCUGAGUUGCAAAAUGUUUCUGGUAUCUUUGGUGGGAGAAAAUCGUUGCCAGCUGUCAGUCAUCAGGGACCAAAGCGACUUCCAAGGCGUUCAUUGCCUAGUUCCUUGAGGAGGAACCCAGACCGGAGUUCUCGGCCUCACACAAGGUCCAGGUCCUUGAUUGAAGGUCCUCCUACUCUUGUACCAGAAGAGGAAGAAGAUGACCGGUACAUCUUGGUGAGAAGAAGAAAGAUGUCUGAUGAAUAUCUGGAGCAUGAAGCUCGUACUCCCAGGAGGGGUCACCGUGGUGCCGUGGCUUUUCCACAUGUUGUGCGCCCGGUUGAGGACAUAACCACAGAAGAGCUGGAUAACAUUUGUGGAUCUGCAAGAGACAAAGUAUAUAACAGGGCCAUGGGAUCCACCUGUCAUCAGUGUCGCCAAAAAACCAUAGACACCAAGACAAAUUGUCGUAACCCCGACUGUGUAGGAGUGCGGGGCCAGUUCUGUGGGCCGUGCCUCCGCAACAGAUACGGGGAGGAUGUCAGAACAGCUCUGCUGGACCCGACAUGGAGGUGCCCCCCAUGUCGUGGAAUCUGCAACUGUAGCUUCUGCAGACAACGAGAUGGUCGAUGUGCCACAGGUGUCCUGGUCUAUCUGGCCAAGUACCACGGCUUUGACAAUGUCCAUGCCUACUUAAAAAGUCUGAAACAAGAACUUGGAAUGGAAGACUGAAGCUGUGACUACCUUUAAAUUACAUACUCUUUCACCAACGUAAUAUCGCGUGCAGUGAAUUGUUUAAUCAAAUGAGAUUACAAAGUGCCUUUCCUGCUUCCCUUUCCUUUUGGGUAAAAAAGGAUAAAAACCUUUCAUUUAUUUCAGUAUAGAUCAUACUUGGGAAAUCCAUUUAAUGCAGGUCUUCACCCACAGGCCAUUGUUUCCUCUUUGGACAACUUUGCAAAUCAGAUAGCAUCAGUCCUUGUUUUCAUGAUAGCAAUUUCUUUUCUUCUGCAGUAACUUUUUCACCCUAAAAGGAGAUGGGGCUUUAAGCCAUUAGUUUCAUUCAUGUAGCAAUCCGUGCUGCAGGGUUUACUUAUGCUCCAAAAUUAGUUACAAAAAGAUAGAGAUGUUCUGAAAACUUCUGCAAUACAGACACUUCACAAUCAGAUGGAAUUGUGGAAUUCUCUGAAACAACAGCAUGUUCUUAAAUUAAGAAAGGAGGCCCUAUAAGUCGCAGCUGAACAGUCUCCAAGCACUAAUAUUUGGUUUUAUAGAGUACUAAAAGUUCACACUGGCCAUUUCAAGGGAGAUUCUCUGAAUUAAGAAAUGCAGUAGAUGCUGUUUGACGUGUCACUUUGUGUUUUGGCACAGAUGAGAGAAGGCCACUGCUGAAAGCUUCCCCAGCACUAGCAUUGCCUUCUGGUGACAGUGAUGUGAAUGUACUGGUACAGAUUGUGUGGUGACCACUGUCUAAAACAGAAUGUUCCAUGUGUUAAAUUACUGUUUUGUUGGACUCUCUUUUCCUGGUUCCUGCUGCAGCUGCAGAACUGCUUUGCAGAGUCAGCAGCGCUCCUGGGGAAAAGGGAUACCUCCAGAUCUGGGCUUGGUCAAGUGGAGGGGUGGCAGUUCAUGUGCCUGUUGGCCAUCUUUGAGUGGAUGAAAGGUGGUAACUUGUUUAGUUUGGCUAUCAGGAAAACAGGCAAUGAAUGUUUCUGUAGCUGGCUCUUGGUGAUUGUUGAAGGUUCUUUCACGUGACAUUUGUGAAAUGAAAGUAACAGCAGAAACGGAGCUGAAGAAUUCUGAUACGCUGAGCACAUAGGGGUCUCCUCAGUGCUGUAGAAAAGAAGGCGCCAUGAAAAUGGCCAUGAAGGCACCAUCCAGAGAACCAUAAAGGGUGUAUAUGUGCUUAGUUUUGUUAUGGAAACUACUGUGUAAGCUUUGUAUAAGGUUUAGAAGGUAAUGCUUUAAAUAAUGUACAGUUGAAUAGUAGAAGAAUCAACAUGGUUUUACACUUCUGUGCUUGCGCAGUAUUUGCACUGUGUGUAUACAAAAUGAUCCACGGUUCAUACUUUCUGGGAGUUGCAUCAGUGUGUGUGGGAGGGGAGGAGAGAGGAAUUUAGAAACAACAGAUAUUUAUGUCUCAGACUUGCAGUUCUGUUUCAUAAAUCAUCUCUCCCAUUGAAAAUCUCCUGUCCUCUCUUUGUCUGUUUUUGUAGUGAGAAUAGCUGUGCAAUCUGAGGUGUGGAGAGUGCUCUUCCCUCUAGGUACAUUUUGUGAAGAAGGAACUCCAUUUUAGAAAUACAUGUUCUGACAGAUAAAAGUGGUUGGUUUUUUUUUUUUCCCUCCUAAUUGCUUGGCUUACCUUCUGAUUGCUAGAGUGUGAAAGUACUGUGCUAAAAGCAGACCCUUAUGUUAUAUUACAGACCGCUGUAUUUAGAUUUACUCGGAUCUACACUGUUCUGUAUAAAUUUUUUUUAUUUUGAAAAUAAAAAAUUCAGUUCUAGAA